AAAAGAUUUAAAUAAAAAAUCAAAUUUUUAUCAGGAAUGGCAGCAAAUAAGUUCUGGAAAAAAACUGAAGUAAGAGUAUAUGUUCAAUAAUGAGUUAACAAAUUUGGAAUAAUAAGUUGGUGUAGCAUUGACCUAAAUCGAGUAAUCAGUCGCAGAAGCCAAGAAUCUUAAGGUUUCAUCAGUUGUUGAUUAUACAGCAAAAAUCAAUGCUAAGAAAUAAGUUUAUUUAGUAUUCAUUCCCCAUCCAUGCUUAUCAAUCUACAAUAAAGUGAGGUAAGAAAUUGUGUAAAUUGUUUAGCUCAAAAUUAUUACCAGAAUUAGAAAAGAGAUUGAAGGCAACAAUAUUAGUUGUUGCAAAGAGAACAAUUGAAAGUAAAUGGGUUAAAAAACACAGAUCACAAACAAGACCAAAUUCAAGAACACUCACAUCUGUCUAUGAUGGACUUCUUGAUGAUCUUGUUGCACCAUCAACUAUUUUGGGAAGAAGAACAAGAGUUAGAGUUGAUGGCACUAAAUUCUAUAGAAUGUACAAAUUUAAUAUUCAUAAUUAGCUUUUUGGAUGAAUAAGAUAAAAAUGAGGUUGAACCAAGACUUGAUUCAAUCAAAGCUGUCUAUAAAUUAUUAACAACUAGAGAAUUAGAAUUUGAAUUCAGAAGAGAUGAUGUCUUCUACUCAAAAAGAGGUGGAGCCAAGAAAACAACAAAAAAAUGAUGAGCAAUAAUAUUUUAGUACAAUAUAAUCAAUAAUAACACUAAUUAAGC
Molecule: messenger RNA, 761 nt
Organism: Paramecium sonneborni
Lineage: Eukaryota; Ciliophora; Oligohymenophorea; Peniculida; Parameciidae
Source: the annotation of a GenBank genome assembly